ACACACACACACACCACCCACACAAACAAAAUAAAGAGUAGAUCACGAGCGCUUUCUUUCCAGUCACUCCCCUCCUUUCAACCUGCUCCACUCCGUUAAAAGCGUCGCCGAGCUCGUGCGGGGCGCUCAGAGCGCUGAUGGACGCGAGCAUGAUGGAUGCUGAGGGGGGCCGCGUGCACCUCCUGGAGAGACGCGCGAAGAGGCUGGUGGUGAUCGUCGCCCUGCAGAACCUGCUGGUGGCCGCGUGCCUGCUGCUCACGCUUUACGCGUACUGCGUUCAGGAGCCGCAGAGUAAGGUGGGAGAUGAGAGCACUGUGGUUCCUGAUGUUAAUAAUAUCCACAUACAUUUUACAGCCAUUGCAGCCGUCGAAGGGAACACGACGCUGGAGUUUGACGGCGUUCAGAGCAAAUACUUGAUGAGCCUGGAUGCCAAGGAGAAAGGCGUGUUCUACAUCAACUGCACUGGACCCUAUAUCUUGUAUAUGGAUUUGUGCUACAUGAGCAUGGAAGGGAAGGAGGCCAGUGGGACACUGCGGCUGCUAGAUGGGAAGGAAAACCCUGAGACCUUGUUCACCAUGAAUUCUUCAAGCGAGGAGUGCAAGGACACGGUGCUCCAGAAAACGGUCUUCAUCAAAGAGAAGGGGAAGGCCAGACUGCAGUUGGUAUCCAGAGGCCGCUUCAAGCUCAAGAAUUUGACUGUAGGCCUGAGCAGUCUGCUGGGGAGGCAGUGUUUGUUCUGAUGAGGACCCGUGAGCGCCGUCCGAAGAUUAAGACCAGAGCCGAUGGGAACGAGGAAGGGAGCUCAGCGCUUGUGUUCAUCUGCCGCCGCCAGCGCAGACACACUAAAGCAGGACUCGCGCUGACGGCAUGACUUCUCCAAGAGGACCCUUUCCUGUAGUUAUCUGUUACCUCUGUUUGACUGAAUUUUGACUGAAAAUCCCCCCCCCCAAAAAAAAAAAAAUCAAUUCCAAUUAAAUUCUAGUCAUUUUCUUGGUCACCUUCGUGCUGAUGGAAAGUGGUGGCUGCUAAACACUUUUCUGGAGCUUCGCCGCAGACAGUGUUGCAGCAUUCUCACUAAACCACUGAAGUAGAUUUGGACUUGUUUUACGUUGAAAAACAUGAAAAAAAACCCCCAUAAACAUGCAAUCCAAGUCUCACAUCGAUUCAGAAAGACAUUUUUUAAACCCUUUUUUAAGAGGAACCCUUCAACGUAGCGGUUAAGCUAAAAGACUGUCCCGAGAGCUUGACCGCAGAUGAGGGUGUAGAUAAUGGCUUUCAAAUCAGUUUUGGUAUCUCUGGGCUUCCAGAAGCUUUGAUGAGGCCAGACACAGCUUUUUCCUGUUGAUAUUUAAAACAGUCCCCAUCUUCUUCAGUUGGUCAGAAAGCUCCAAAAACACGAAUACCUAAACUUCACCUGACUUUCCAUCGCCAUGAUGGCGACUCUGCGAUGACUGAAUCUUCAUCUUUGACUGUUCCUUUAACAAGCAGCCCCUUGUUGCAAUGGAUUAUUCUUCUUUCUGUUUUUUUGUUGUUUUUUUUUAUCACUUAUUUAGCUAAUUUAUCAGUCAAUUGUUUGGUUUGUAAAACAUCAGAUACCAGUAAAAAAAAAAAAAAAAAGCUCAGUGAUAUUGGGACGCUGAAGGUUUUGCACUCCUCAAGCGGCUUUAAUUUUGUAUUCUCUCUCUAUAUAUAUACACACACAUCUAAUAUAGCGUACUUGUCAGUAUAUCACUUUAUUUAACAAUGACAUUACCAAGUUGUGUAGUGCCUGAUGAAUGUAUUUGUCAUAUUCUCCUGUGAAGCUUCUCCAAUCUGAGUCUCAGAAAACUCUCUGUGUGCCGCGUGGCCUCCGAACAGUGCUGACCUCGCUCCACCACCACACCGCCGGAGUUUACCACCACAACAAUGACACUCUCGCUGACAUGUUUUACUGUCAGGGCCUCUGCAUGGGCUUUUCUCUCUAUGACUAACAUGUUGGGCAGCAUGUGUGGAGCUGGUGUUCCCAGAGAGUUAAAAAAAAAAAAAAAAAGACAACAACAAAAAAAGAAAACACUCGAGACAGCCUUCACACCGACGCACAGACAGCUCAGGGUAAAAGACCAGAGAAGAGGAGUUAAAUGAUUGUAUCUGCACCUGUUCGUAUGUGUGUGUUUUUUAAUGAUUCCUACAGUUAUUAAAGCAAAAACCAAGUGUUGAUUGGUCCCCUAGGUUGGGUUCUUUGUACAUAUUAGUGAAGCUGUGAUGUUUUCAGUGAAAAGCCAUGUUGUUCUAAUGAUGGAUAUUGUUGUUUUUUUAUAAAGUGUACUGUAAGGCACAUUUCACUGUACUCCUUUCAAAAAGCUAGCAGAGACAUGUUUACCAUCUGGUCUGAGCUUUUAAGCUACGCCAUGUUCAGCGUCAUUAUUUCUUUGAAUUGGUCGAUCUGAUGUCUUAUAUCUCUACUGUACUAUCAAUAAAAUAUUUGAUACGA
Acanthopagrus latus (yellowfin seabream) is the source of this 2470-nucleotide messenger RNA. RefSeq lists its product as uncharacterized. The transcript has 3 exons. The record is from RefSeq and is a predicted model, not a curated record. Lineage: Eukaryota; Metazoa; Chordata; Actinopteri; Spariformes; Sparidae. Bases 138 to 740 code for a protein of 200 amino acids.